Messenger RNA from Cydia strobilella, 7849 nucleotides. Its product is annotated as probable multidrug resistance-associated protein lethal(2)03659. The record is from RefSeq and is a predicted model, not a curated record. The coding region runs from base 294 to 4664 and encodes 1456 amino acids. Lineage: Eukaryota; Metazoa; Arthropoda; Insecta; Lepidoptera; Tortricidae. The transcript has 34 exons. Gene Ontology annotation, molecular function: ATP binding; ATP hydrolysis activity; ABC-type transporter activity. Gene Ontology annotation, cellular component: membrane. Gene Ontology annotation, biological process: transmembrane transport.
CUGACAGUGACACUGACAAGUUGCAUUAUUUGAAAAAUGGCUUUUACUUCGGCUGUACGCUUUUGUUCCAACAAAUAAUUUUAUUUAUAACGUGAAUAUUGCAUUUUUGGUGUUGAAAAAAACUGUUUUAGUUUCCAUAUCGUAGUGCUGGUGAUAUAUUGUUUUGUGCUUCACGUGCAUCGUUUGAUUGGGAUCAGCUGACAUCUGAUAUUUUUCCGAUUUGGAUAAAAUGCCGUAACCAACAGUGCCAAUCUACAAUAAGUGUUUACAUUCGUACUUAAAUAAGUUUUAACAUGGACCCAGGGUACUUCGAUAUAGAAAGAAAGCAGAAUCCGAGGGAGACGGCCAAUCUCAUAUCGAAAUCAUGUUUUUGGUACACAAGGCCACUGUUUGUAAAAGGACGCAAAGGUCAACUGAGCAUAUCAGAUGUAUACAGAUGUACGCCAGGGCAUAGGGCGGCGCCCCGCGGAGACACGCUGGCCGAGAAAUGGAAACAAGAACUGGAUAGCCGGGAAAAAGGCAAGAAUCCGUCCCUACUGCGUGCUAUUAUUAAGAUAUACGGUCUUAAGUUUAUCAUAGGAAAUAUAUUGUUCGCCAUCGUCGACGCUAGCAUAAGGCUAUCCAUUCCAAUGUGUCUCGAGGGUUUAAUAAACUAUUUCUCACCAAACCACGCCGGCGUCAGCACCACACUGGCGUACUUUUAUGCGGCGGGGGUAGUCGGUUUUAUGGCGAUAAAUGCAAGUAUGAUGCAUCCUAUGCUGUUGUGGCUACUGGACAUGGCUAUGAAAAUAAGAGUAGCUUGCUGCUCCCUCAUAUACAGGAAGCUCCUUCGAUUAGAAACCAGCGAAAGCGGUCUCUCCGGUCGAGUACUAACUCUUCUAACCGCCGACGCCCCACGAUUCGACAUGGCUUGCCUGUUCAUGGUGGACCUAGUUCGAACGCCCAUUGAAAGCCUGCUGAUUGUGUACUUAAUGUACAGGCAAAUCGGUGUGGCUACAUUAGUUGGAGUGGCGUUUCUGCUAAUGUUCAUACCUUUACAAGGUUACCUGGGCAAGAUAUCCAGUAAACUACGUCGGAAAACUGCCAUGCGGACAGACAACCGAAUAAGACUAAUGAACGAAGUUAUUCAGAGUAUAGAAGCUAUUAAGAUGUAUGCUUGGGAAAACGCGUUUGCUAGGAUCAUAGGAGAGGCAAGGAAAAAAGAAAUGAGCAUAAUAAAAAAGAUGUCGUGGCUGCGCGCAGUCAUGAUUUCCUGCGUCAAACUUAACACGAAAGUGGCCAUAUUUCUCUCCAUAAUAUCCUUCCUUUCCUUCGACAACGAGUUAACUGCCGCGAAAGUGUUCGUUAUAUUCUCCUACUACGAGAUACUGAAGUACACAUUAGUGGAUUUCCUGCCUCUUGCUAUCACUUUCACUCUGGAGGCGUACGUGAGUGUGAAGAGGAUGCAAGAGUUUUUGUUGUUGCCGGAGGUGGAUAAUAAGGAUGGGGUGGAUUUGAUGAUAAUUGAUGAGAAGGUCAAGGUUAAUGGGGUCUUUGAGAAGAUUGGUAAUGGGCAACAGGCGUACAUAAAAUCGGACACGAACCUCGAGAAGCUAGCGAAGCCACAGGUCCUUGUGGCCAUGAAGAACUACACGGCGUAUUGGAAAAACGCCGAGUCAGGAGACAGCGGGGACAAUACGGACAGAAAAACGCUGGCGCUUAGCGAUAUCAAUCUAGUUAUAAAACCUGAAACCCUCACCACUAUAGUGGGCACGGUCGGCUCCGGCAAGUCCACGAUACUGCAAGCCAUCCUGCGCGAGCUGCAGCCGAGUCAAGGGCACUUGGAGGUCACGGGGACGGUGGCGUACGCCGCACAGGACCCUUGGCUCUUCGAGGCUUCUGUCCGUCAAAACAUCCUGUUCGGUCAAGAACUGGACCUUAGGAGAUACAAGCAGGUCAUCAAGUGUUGCCAGCUGAAGAGCGAUCUGGAAAUACUGUCGCACGGCGACAAGACCAUCGUCGGGGAAAGAGGGGCUUCACUAUCCGGCGGGCAGCGAGCUCGCAUAUCGCUGGCGAGAUGUGUGUACCAACACGCCGACGUGUACCUACUGGACGACCCGUUAGCCGCUGUCGAUGCUAAGGUAGCCCAGGCUAUGUACGAGGAAUGCAUUCGAGGGUUUCUAAAGCAUUCUGCAGUUGUGCUGGUCACACACCACGCGCACUACGCGCGUCACGCGGACAACGUUUGCGUCAUGCGUUCUGGAAAGAUUGUGGCACAAGGCACCUACCACGAACUGCAAAACGGUGUGCAGGAGUUCAACGCACUCAUCGAGAUGGGGGAGAAGAUAGAAGAGAAAAAACAGAAGGAGAAGAUAGUCUACGAGAACCAGGACAGCGUGGAACACAGUCACAAGUUGCGAUCGCAGCGGUCCAUGUCGGAAGCGUCUCAGUUGUCUUUCAACCUCGAUUUGGAUAGCAAUUUGGACCCGACUUACGAAGGAGAAGUCCAGCAUAAAGGAUCUGUGGAUAACAGCGUGUACAUCGCGUAUAUAAAGAGCGGCGGCACCAAAUGGUCAAUGGCCUUAAUGUUCACGUGUUUCCUACUAGCCCAAGUGUUCUACUCGUCUACAGACAUAUGGCUUAAGGAAUGGGUAAAUAUGGAAGAGGCUAAUAGCGCAGCGGUGCGGGCCGCCAAGAACCAAACACCACCUGUACCUACCCCAGAAUUCACCGAAGUGUCCGGCAACAUGUUCCACCUAACCCGCAACCAGUGUGUGUACGUGUACGCGAGUCUUAUCGGAAUCUGCAUAUUCUUUACUUGGAAUAAGCUGGUGCUCUUCUACAACACUUGUAUACGCGCGUCCAUCACAUUGCACGACACUAUGUUCAGGGGAGUGACCAACGCGCCGAUGUGGUUCUUCCACCAUAACCCAUCCGGCCGCAUCCUAAAUCGGUUCUCAAAAGACAUGGGGCAAGUUGAUACACUGCUGCCGGUCGCUUUGGUUGACUGCCUUGGGUUCUUCCUCGAAGUGGUAUCCAUCCUCGUGGUGGUGUGCCUGGUGAACUGGUGGCUGUUGCUGCCCACGGGCGUGGUGGCUGCCCUGCUGUUCCUGCUGCGGAGCCUGUUCCUCAGCACCAGUAGGGAGCUCAAGAGGAUUGAGGCUAUAGCUCGCAGUCAAUCGCUCAACCACACUACCGCCACGGUGGGUGGUCUCGCCACCAUCAGAUCGACGAAGGAAACACAGGUCACCCUUGCGCGCGAAUUCGACAAGUUACAGGACCUUCACAGUUCAUCAUGGACCCUGGUCCUCAACACGAACAGAGCUUUCGGAUUCUGGAUGGACAUGGUCUGCUGCCUCUACCUCGCCUUCGUUACCUUCAGCUUCUUUCUAUUUAGCGACGAUACGAUCGGAGGCAACGUCGGGUUGGCCAUAACACAGGUUAUAGGUUUAGUGGGCAUGUGUCAGUACGGCAUGCGGCAGACAGCUGAAGUGGAGAAUCAGAUGACAUCCGUGGAAAGAAUGUUGGAAUACACAAACCUACAGCCAGAAAAACCGGUGGAAGUGGACACGGAAGCACUGAAGUCCAACCAUCCGACCUUAAACUUCGAGAAAUGGCCCGAACAAGGUGAAAUCGCCUUCGAGGACGUAUCCCUAGAAUACGAGAAACCCCCCAAAAGGGAAGAACUUCAGAAACCCCAUAAAAAGCACAAUGAUAUCGAAGCCCCCAAAGUGGUUGAUGCGAAAGAUCUUCCAACGUAUGCUAUAAAGGGUGUGAGUUUCGUUGUGAGGCCUGCUGAGAAGGUAGCUGUCGUUGGGAGAACCGGAGCUGGGAAAAGCUCACUCAUACAGGCUUUAUUCAGGUUAGGUAAAACGUCAGGCAAGAUCUCAGUGGACGGCGUGACGCCCGAGGAGGCCGGGCUCCGCGCGUGGCGCCAGCGCCUCGUGGCGCUCCCACAACGGCCUGCCUUGUUCGCCGGACCGCUACGGGACAAUCUAGACCCGCAGCAUAUAUAUACUGAUGCUGAGAUAUACAACGCACUUCACGAGGUUGAGCUAACAGAAAUGAUAAACAACAUGCCGGCGGGCCUGUCGACCAUGGUGGGCGACGGCGGAGGCAACUUCUCCGCCGGGCAGAGGCAACUGGUUUGCCUCGCGCGGGCCGCCUUAGCUCGCUGUCGAGUGCUGGUACUCGAUGAGGCCACGGCCAAUGUGGAUACCGAAACCGACAAGCACAUCCAGAACACAAUUCGCACCAAAUUCGCGCACUCCACUGUGCUGACCAUCGCGCAUAGACUCAACACCGUCAUGGACUACGAUAGAGUCAUCGUCAUGGAUCGAGGGCGCGUGGUGGAGUCCGGGCAUCCGUUCGAGCUGCUGUCCCCGCAGGGCCGCGACGCCCCGCGCCGGUCAGUGCUGCUGUCCAAGAGCCAGGCUCCUUUAGCGAUCCCAGAGAAUUUCCCAUUCGACCCGUCUGCCGAGCGCGACGUCGACCCGAACGAGACGCUCAUCGUGUCGCGCGACAGGACAAGGACUUACUCCAACAGGUCUGAAGUGAGCGACGUCGACGGAGGUAUUUUCAAGACGCUAGUGGACCAAACGGGCCGAGAUACUGCCGCGAUGCUAUAUCAGAUGGCUGAGGAGAGCUACAACAAAAUGCUGGCAAGGAAGAGCAAAGUUGAAUAACUGGUUCUACUCGCUAUAUAAAAAAAUGGUGCAUUAAACAAUUAAAUACCUUAGGUGCCUUGCCAAAAGGACUAUAAUCGUAAAGAAAUCUUCCAAUACUUAAGAGGAAAAGGGGCGACUUCUCCAUACAAAUGUAGUCCCCGUUUUCCUCUCUCGUCGCCCCUUUUCAUCUUAAUGAUGUCUGAUGUUUUUUUUAUCGCUUAUGUCUCGAAUUUAAACUGUAUAUUUUUCGUAUAAAUUAAAAAUAUUUUUACUGUAUCCACCAUAUAUAUACAGGUCUUAGAUUUAAGGCCGGUCCAGACGGGACAAUUUUUCGCCAAUCUGAUUAAACUGUCCGAUCAAAUCAGGCCGAUUAUGACCAAUAUUACCAAUUUCAAUAACAAAACUUCCGUGAGACACAGACAUAUCUUCCUCCUCCUCCUCGGUACGGAGUGAAACAUGUCGAGCGUUUUCGACUUAAAAUACGUGAGUGACCCGUUAUUAAUAUGUUUAAUAUUACCGAUAAUAAAAUGGAGGUGGGCGUUUUCUAAAAUGAAUAUUGAAAAUCUGAUUCUCACAGAUCCUGGUGUUUUUGGGUGUUUUUAAUCAGAAUCACUAGCAUAUUCAAUCGUGGUGAUAAAAAAAUGUCCCAUAAAUUUGUAUGAAAAAAGUACAUUCCACUACGUCACGCACAAGUGAAAAAAAGAUUCACGCUAAAACGUGACGUAAUGGAAUGGACAUUUCGGGACAUCUUUUUUUAAUGGCAGGAUGGAGAAUGCUGUCGAUUCUGAGUAGAAUGAGCCCAAGAAUGUCCAGAUUUGAAAGAAUCAGAUUUUCAAUAUUUAUUUUAGCUAAAACACCCAGGUGCGGUCACAGGAAUAGCAAUUUGUGACGCUAGUAUAUUCGUUUGGGGGGAUUUUUAUUAAUUUAGAGGUCUCAAAUAUCAAGAUCUCGCUUCCCACAAUCUCCCCCACACCAAUCUCAUUGGGGUCUUCUCGCUUUCUACAAUCCUGCACUAACUACACGUUUCUGUUUGACCCAAUGGUUGACUGGUAGAGAAUGCCUAAGGCAUUAAGUCCGCCUUUUCUACAAUUUUAUAUCGUGCAAUAAAGUUUAAAUAAAUAAAUCUAAAAUUGGUGAUUAAAUUGAAGAUUGACGCCAAUUUCAUUUUUGAUCAAAUCGGUCGAUAUGAUCAUCCCGUCUGGACUCUAUUUCCCGAAUGUUGAGAACAUUCGUGAUAAAUACCCACAAUUUUAAUGAUACAGAAAACUAGGUCGCGAUUUAAAUCACAUUAAAAUUAUGCAUUUCUACUUAAAUAUUAUAUAAUAAUGCCUUUUGCAUUUAAACAAUGAACGGUUAUUGGCCAGGUUUAAUAUGGCAACAUUUUAUAAAUCAUCAUAACACCUACGUUUUAACUAUGACCAAAAAUAUGAUAUUUUUUUACAAUAAUUGGCUAAGCCAUUUUUCAUUGGAAAAUAUGCUGUGAAAUUUUUUUUGAUUACUAUAAGCAUCACUUACGAAAUGAAGAGAACAACAAAUCUCAAUUCGUAACAUAAUUGCGAAACGAUCCCUCUGUUCGUAACCAGUUACGAACAAAAAAUAUUCUUGUUCGUAACUAGUUUGUGCCUUUGUUACGUUUAAAUACACCACAACCGUCAGAGAUUCACCUACCGGCUAUAAGUAUCUAAAGUGUGAUUAGGUAUACUUAAUUGCAACUUUGCCCAUGCAAUGCAUUUACUGUCAACUGUACAGUCGCCGUCACAUAUAUCGGAGCGGCCAAGGUGCUCACAAAUAUCUGAACACGCCUCUAUUGUCAAGGCGUUAGAGUGAAUGAUCAGAUAUUUUCCCCGCUCCGAUAUAUCUGAUGGCGACUGUAUGUUGUUGAUCACUUAGCUUAUACGCAAGGCAUUGUAGGAACACCUAAUAUAAUUAUAAGACACGGUGUGUAUAAUUAUAAAUAUGUUUUAGUAAAAGAGGGUCAGUAAUCAACCUAUUUUUCUGUUGUGUCCUGUGAGCCAGGGGACAACAGAAACACACUUGUAACACGAUCAUGAUGUACAUAGUCCAUAAAUAAUUUGUUUUUAAAUUAUGUACCACUAAUAUCCCUUUCUGGUGCAAUUAAAUCCCAGUUUCAAUAUGUGACCCAGGAGACAAAAAAGUGAAUUCACCCUAGAAAAAAGGAUUGUUAGGCAACAUAAUGAAACAUAUAGGACACAGAGUACUUAAGUAUUACUUACUUAAAGCACCAACAAGAAAAAUAACGAAAUAAAAUCCACUUGUUCCAUUAUUGGAUUCCCUAAUUGAAGCUAGUACUCUCUAGUACCUGACCCGUCAGGGUUAAACACUUCAGAAAAACUGUGGACAAUAGGUACCGUAAAACGGGGUGGCUUUAGGAAAAUUUGGGGCUACUUUGAUGGUUUUAAAACGGCCAUAAAAUUACCAUUAUUCAUUAUUUACUGAAACUGUUCGUGUAACUAGUUAGAUUACUAUAAUAUUGAUGUUCACCUGUAAAAAAUCUCGCAUUAAAUAUAUUUAUGGCUUAAAAACUAAAAUUUCAAAGUCCACCCCGUUUUACGGUACAUUAAAAAUUAACGACCCGGGUACAUGUAUAUUGUUAUUUCAGUCUCAAGUACUGAAAUAAACAUACCAUAAGGCUAUAAAAUGUGUAUGACCCGUAACGUCAGUGUCUUCUGCUAAAAUAAAUGUCAAUUCAAACUGAAGCUUGCCUUAUUAAACAUGGUGCUCUAUUACUUUUAUUAAUUUAAAAUAAUUAGCAAAUUAUAAAUAUAGCUAUUAUUACGUAAAUAACGUGCUAUUUCGAAUUAUGUCAUUCGUUAUAACAUUAUUUUAUCUAAUAAGUGUUUCACAUAAUAAAUUUUUUUAGUUGUCAAUUAUUUAAAAAGUAAAAAAAAAGUGAUUCGAAUAAGUAACGCCAGUAUUAGAUUUAAUAGUUUUAUUGUUAUCAACAUUAGGUGAAACUUUAUUAGGUGAAAUAAUAUUAAAUAUGCAAUUUAUCAGUAUUCGGGCUCCACUAUUUAUUUGCCCUUACUUUAAUUAUGUAUUAUUUAUGAUUUUUUAUCCCAAUCUUUAUGUUCUGUACUUAUUAGUGUAUAUAGUGUUAUGUACUUAAGUGAUCGAAUAUAAAAUGUUAUAUUGGUUGCAUGUACAUUGUGAUAUUUAAAGCGAAUAAAUAUUUUAAAUAUGAA